Microthlaspi erraticum is the source of this 1275-nucleotide messenger RNA. The record is from the annotation of a GenBank genome assembly. Lineage: Eukaryota; Viridiplantae; Streptophyta; Magnoliopsida; Brassicales; Brassicaceae.
AUGGACUCUCACCACGCGUCUCUCGGACGCCGGACCUUGGAGGAGAUUCGUCAAAAGAGAGCGGCUCAAAGGCUUAGCAAAGCUGCUUCUGGGCCAGAUCUCAGCGAAAUUCCUCAUCCUGCCGGGAUCAGAAAAUCCGAGAGCGGAAACAUACUUUCUGAGACAGAUGUUGGUGCUUUAUAUUCUCAACUCAAACAACUGCAGAGAAAGAAUGCAGAAAUGGAGGAGCACAACAGGAUCUUGUCAACGAAGCUUCAAACAACGGAAGUCGAGAAAGAAUCACUUGAGGCUCGGUUGAAUGUGCUUGAACAAAACACAGUACCAUCUCUGAGAAAAGCCCUCAAGGAAAUUGCAAUGGAGAAAGACGCUGCUGUUGUUUCACGAGAGGAUCUCUCAGCUCAAGUUAGGAGCCUGAAGAAACGUGUUAAAGAGGCAGAGGAGGAACAAUACCGAGCUGAGGAAGAUGCAUCAUCUCUCAGAGCAGAGCUUAACUCGAUACAACAACAAGCGAUGGGUACUUCAUUUGCUGGAGUUUCCCCAGACCAAGUAUUAGAGAAGGAGAUGGCCAACCUAAAAUUAGAAUUACAGAAAGAGUCAAUGUUGAGGCACCAAGAACAACAGCGUUUAGCUGAAGAACAAACCCGAGUUGCGUCUUUAAUGUCUGAGAAGCAGGAACUUGAACAGAAAAUUUCUGUUUUAUCCAGCAAUGCCUCAGAAGUAUCAGGUUUAGGUCAAAAGGAAUUCUCAGUGGAAGAUAAAGAAAAACUUGAGAAGCAGUUGCAUGAUAUGGCUGUUGCACUUGAAAGAUUGGAGAGUAGUAGGCAAAAGCUUCUCAUGGAGAUUGACAACCAAUCAUCUGAAAUAGAGAAGCUUUUUGAAGAAAACUCGAACAUCUCGGCUUCCUAUCAAGAAUCAAUCAACAUAUCAAAGCAGUGGGAGAAUCAAGUGAAAGAAUGUCUAAAGCAAAAUGUAGAACUCCGUGAAGUUCUGGACAAGUUAAGAACAGAACAAGCCGGUGCUCUUACACGAGCGCCUUCAGAAAUUCACGCCAAUGGUUCACAUGGACCUGAAACUCUCUCCCUCAAGGGAGAACUUGCGAAAGAACAGAGCAGAGCUGAGUCGUUAUCUGCUCAAGUUCUCCAACUCUCAGCUCAACUCCAGCAAACAACACAAGCAUACAAUGGCCUUGUGCGCGUAUAUAAACCUCUGCUUAGAAACAUUGAAAGCAACUUAAUCAAGCUGAAGCAAGAUGGGUCGGUUACAGUGGCACAGUGA